Rattus rattus (black rat) is the source of this 3500-nucleotide messenger RNA. It is a transcript of the gene Seh1l, whose product is annotated as SEH1 like nucleoporin. Gene Ontology annotation, biological process: cellular response to amino acid starvation; positive regulation of TORC1 signaling. NCBI's taxonomy places the organism in Eukaryota, Metazoa, Chordata, Mammalia, Rodentia, Muridae. The coding region runs from base 105 to 1190 and encodes 361 amino acids. The record is from RefSeq and is a predicted model, not a curated record. Gene Ontology annotation, molecular function: protein binding; structural molecule activity. Gene Ontology annotation, cellular component: nuclear pore outer ring; Seh1-associated complex. The transcript is spliced from 9 exons.
GAGCAGGCGAGGGCCGACGUACCGUACGUGCCUCCGCCGCGGUCCGGGGGCUGCGGGCCGCACCGCCGCCCUCUCGGAGGCGGGCCCGGCAGACGGCGGCGGCCAUGUUUGUGGCGCGCAGCAUCGCGGCGGACCACAAGGACCUCAUCCACGAUGUGUCUUUCGACUUCCACGGGCGCCGGAUGGCCACCUGUUCCAGCGACCAGAGCGUCAAGGUGUGGGAUAAGAGCGAGAGCGGAGAUUGGCACUGCACAGCCAGUUGGAAGACACAUAGUGGAUCUGUAUGGCGUGUGACAUGGGCUCAUCCUGAGUUUGGACAAGUUUUGGCUUCCUGUUCUUUUGACCGAACAGCAGCCGUAUGGGAAGAGAUAGUAGGAGAGUCAAACGAUAAACUUCGAGGACAGAGUCACUGGGUGAAAAGGACAACUCUAGUGGACAGCAGAACAUCUGUUACAGAUGUGAAAUUUGCUCCCAAGCACAUGGGUCUGAUGUUAGCAACCUGCUCUGCAGAUGGCAUCGUGAGAGUCUAUGAGGCCCCAGAUGUGAUGAACCUCAGCCAGUGGUCCCUGCAGCACGAGAUCUCGUGUAAGCUGUGCUGCAGCUGCAUUUCUUGGAACCCUUCCAGCUCUCGUGCUCACCCCCCCAUGAUCGCUGUGGGAAGUGAUGACAGCAGUCCAAAUUCAAUGGCCAAGGUUCAGAUCUUUGAGUACAAUGAAAACACCAGGAAAUAUGCAAAAGCUGAGACUCUUAUGACAGUCACAGAUCCUGUCCAUGACAUUGCAUUUGCUCCAAAUUUGGGACGAUCUUUCCACAUCCUGGCAAUAGCAACCAAAGAUGUAAGAAUUUUCACAUUAAAACCUGUGAGGAAAGAACUUACUUCUUCUGGUGGUCCAACAAAAUUUGAAAUCCAUAUUGUGGCUCAGUUUGAUAAUCACAAUUCUCAGGUCUGGAGGGUGAGUUGGAACAUAACAGGAACAGUAUUGGCGUCUUCAGGAGAUGACGGCUGUGUUAGGUUGUGGAAAGCUAAUUACAUGGACAAUUGGAAGUGCACUGGUAUUUUGAAAGGUAACGGGAGCCCAGUAAAUGGGAGUUCUCAGCUGGGAAACUCAACUCCUUCACUGAGCUCAAAUAUUCCAAAUCUUCAAAAUUCAUUAAAUGGAACAUCUGCUGGCAGCAGAAAGCACAGCUGAGUGCACGCUAGCUGGAGUGACUGUGCUGCUGUGCUGCUUGUUGCAUGCACACAGGAAUGGAAACCAACUUCUUUCCCUCCCCAGCGCCGUGUGAUCUCCACGAUGCACCAGCAGCCUGUUCACUACUACACACAGGCCCAAAGGCCUUUAAAUGACAGUGUAUAUAACUUCUGUACUAGUCAGACUCCUGACACUAUAAAUGGAAAGGCUUUUUGUUGACAUAUCAUCACCAAAACAAUUUUUUGGAAUGUUCUGGAGACUAACUUGGGUUUAAAAACUGAAAAGAUUGCUAUUAUCCUCAUAAGCAGUUGGGAGGAGGGCAAUUAUAAUUUUAUUCCAUUUGGAGAAUAUAGGAAUAUGUCUUUUAUUUUCUAAAACAAUAAGCUAAAAUGAUGAGUUUUUAUAAUUUUAAUUUGAAAAAUCAAAUAAAUAUUUUCAUAAAGAUUGUUUUGAGUGGUAAUGUGUUUACCUUUUGUAGAAUUGCUCUGUAGGUGACAUUAUCCACAUAACUACUUUACAGGUGGCAUUAUCCACACAACUACAUCUCUUGUAAUUAAAAUACUAGUACAGGAACAGAUCAGUAACGUGGCACCAGUUGAGCUCAAAUAGUUUGUAGCCAAGCAGCACAUUAGCAUUUGCUGGUUUUAUUGGUAGUAAAAUGGUGAAAGCACUUCUAAGUUUUCAUCUCAUAUUCAUUAAGGAGAUGGCUGUUUCUAAUCUAUGCAUGAAUGUUUAUGGUGUGAUCCUAUACAACUUGGUUUCCUUUAAGACAAUUUGGAAACAUGAGUUGACAUUUUUCAAAAAAUGUGCAUGCAGUUAAAAUUCCGUGUCUCAGGAUUUUUAAUGUGUUAUUUCAAAGAGUCCCUGUAUUCUGAAACUUUUGACUUUGAUGACAGUUAUACACCUUUUCACUUACUAAACUGCAUACAUAUUACGGGUAAGUUAUGAGAUGGUAGAAUAACAGGCUAUAAUUCUUUGAGCCUUUUUAUGCACCAAAAUUCUGUAGGUAUUCUAAGUUUUUUGCAGGAAACGAAGCCUGUGCAAUGAUUGUAUUUCUCAAGCAUGUGGAGUGCAGUAGCCAGGUCUCCCGGGUAGUGGGUUGGAGCUGGUUCUCGGUAUCAUGUAUGCACUAACGUGUGCCUGCUGCUGCUGCAGCACAUGCAGCUCUGCUGGAAAGGAAGAGCAGAUGUGUGAAUUAAGGAAUCAAAUGAGAUUAGACACACUUUCAGUUUAUAAAAUGAAUGUCUCUGUAACAUACGUCCUGAUGAUUUUGGGGGCAUUUUAACUUUAACAGAUUGUAUUUUUUUUAAAUUUUUAUACUUCUUAAGCAGCCUUGAUUCAAGUGAGAGUCUUGAUUUGUACUGUUCCAUCGGUUGUGGCAUGAAUAUACAGCUUUUUUCCUUCCUUCCAGCAUGUUUUCUCUUCUUUGGUUCUCUUUGUAUUUACUGCUUUUCUCUUUUUCUUCUGUUUCCCUCCCUCCUUUUCCCCUGUUGUUUUUGUUUUGGUGUUUUGUUCCUGUCUUCAUUAUUUCAGGUAUUUCUUUCCCCCUCUGGAUUCCCCACGGGCUGGAUCAAGAUGGUCCAGCUGUGCCCAGCUCCUUCCUCCUCCUGCUCCUCUGCUAGAGCACUCUUGCGAUGCAGACACUGCCAACCUCCACUAUCCUCACCCUCGCAGAGGAUGCCUCUCUCGGCCUCUUAAUCCCUUACCUGAGAAUGAAGGGGUGUAAAAUCCUGAUUUAAAGGCCUUACCCAGAUGCUUGUAAAUGCUUUUAUUCCGGGCUGCUUUUGGUUUCUUCAUUUUCUUUUAGAAGAUCCUUCCUAGUUAGGCCAUGUCUUGCAUGUAUCACAACUCGAGUGUUUGAAACCAAACCUGUUUGUACUUCUGCACCAGGAAACCUUGGCUUCACUAGUUGGUUACCUUGGACGAGAUGAGCUUCAGAAAAAGCAAUAUUAACUGUGAACGAUUCCCAGUAUCUGGUUCAAAGUGCCUGUCUUGUACAUUCAUUCUGUGUGGACUUGUUAUCAUAGAGUUCAGUUUUGUCUGUUAAUGGUAGCUUCAGAGGAAAGCAUAUCAUUGUGAACUUCACUCUGUAAUUCAGACAUUAAGAAAUGUUUGGAAUUUUAUAGGCUGAUGUUACAAAUGACUGUAAAAUAAAUCAUUCCUGUGUAUAAAGCAGCAAAUCAUAAGGAUAUUUUUGUCUUUUUUUUUUUUUAAAGGAAAAUGCCUUUUACUACUUGGAAUUACUACUUAAAAAUUUUGUAACUGUUCUCCAAGUAGGUUAUUUAAUAAAAGUAUUUUAAAAGAUGUGAA